AUGGCGAGCCAUACGGUUACGAACGCAGCCACUCCUUUUCAAAAGGGCGGGAAGCUGUCAGAGAAUGGGAGAGGUGUUCUGGAAUGGCCUCGCGUGAGCCCUCCGCUACUCGCGCUGCUCAACGCGCUGCUGCUGGCGCUCGUGGUGGUCGAGGUGUGGCCGCAAUUCGCGGGCGACGGGCCCACGUGGGGAACACGCGGCACGUGGGGUGUGCAGCAGCCAAUAGAAGCGCUGCUGGGCUCGCCCGGUGUAGCAAGAGGACGUAACGACGCCAACAGCGCCACACGAGCACCGUCACACGCUGCAGACCGUCCAUCCAAUGCCGCCCAUGCUCCAUCCUAUGCCGCCCUGGAGCAGGACAUUUGCUGGUCAUCAGAACCCGUUGUUACCAGCAGCAUACGACCACAAGCAGCAACAGGAGAAGCAGCAGCAGCAGCAACAACAGGUGGGGUGGUGGUGGACGGGAGGGGUUGCAGCCGCUGCGUGCGGGGCGAGCAGUGCAGCUUCCACGUGUGGGUGCGCCCGCCUGCUCGCUGGGUGCUGCCCCCUGUGGCUCCUGCGAGCAGUGAACAGGAGAACGGCGCAGAAGGGGGGAAUAAAGGAGAGGGGGAGAGCAGCAGCGGCAGCAGCAUGGAGCCCAGCUGGUGGAAGAAGGAUGUGACGCUGUCUCUGCUGGGGCCUGCCCUGGGCCACGGGGAGGUGCAGUGCCUCGACCCCCCUGCCUGUUCGCACCUCCGCAUCUCCUACCGCCUGUGGGAUGCGGGGACAUACAGUGCAACACUCCACGUGGGUUGCGCCAAUCUCAACUUCUCACCGGCCUUUGCCGCCCAUUUCAACUCCACCUACCGCCAUGACCUUGCCACGUGGAGCCUCUCCAUUGGCUGGCCAGAAUCAGUUUCCCAGAAGGUUCCUGGCUCUGCAGGUGCUCCUGCAAAAGCUGUUGAUGCUGCUGCAGGUGAUUCUGACGAAUCUGCUGUUAGUGGCGCUGAUGAUGCUGGUGAUAGUGGUGAUGCUGCUUAUUCCAGACCUGCAGAUGCUUCUGAUUCGGGGGCUGCAGCUGCUGCUGAUGUUGAUGAUGGUGGUGACAGUGCUGCCAGGUCAUCAUCAGAAGAUAGGGUCCUUCUGGAUGACGUGGCAGCUGGUGAUGAGGCACUUGGAGAAGGCGAUACAACCUCCAAAGAUACCGCCUACCCAAAUGCCACCCCCCCAGAUGCUGCCUCUCCCAGCAAGCUACCCUCUCCCUGUGCACUCUCCUCCAUCCCCGGUCGGUGGACCAAGGCACGCAGUGGCAAGUACAUCUGGGCCUUCUUCCCAUGCGCACCAGCAGCGUCACCUCCCAGCCGUUGGAUCGAGCAGCUGGCAAGCAGGGGAAUCCGCGAGAUCAACAUAGUGGGCGAUUCCCACCAGCGGGUGCUGGCGCUGCACCUGCACUGGCUGCUGUCGGGGGAGGCGGACAAGCGGAUUCGAAAGGGGCAUUUAGACUUCAGCAAGGAGUCGCGGAAUGAGAGGAAUGAGACGAUGAGGAUCAACUUCUACUGGGUGGAUGGGAUAUACCGGAAUGAUGAGUUUGGAUGCAG
This is a messenger RNA of Closterium sp. Naga37s-1, 1577 nucleotides long. Lineage: Eukaryota; Viridiplantae; Streptophyta; Zygnematophyceae; Desmidiales; Closteriaceae. The record is from the annotation of a GenBank genome assembly.